Coffea arabica (coffee) is the source of this 1898-nucleotide messenger RNA. Its product is annotated as phospholipase A1-Igamma1, chloroplastic-like. The record is from RefSeq and is a predicted model, not a curated record. Gene Ontology annotation, biological process: lipid metabolic process. Gene Ontology annotation, molecular function: glycerophospholipase activity. Lineage: Eukaryota; Viridiplantae; Streptophyta; Magnoliopsida; Gentianales; Rubiaceae.
ACUAUAAAUAUCUUUGCUAAUAAAUAUAAAGUUCAAAAUCUCUUUCUAACUCCGAACUUAAACCUGCUUGGCAAUCAAGAACCAAAUCAUCAGAGCAACCAUGAAAGCAAUACACAGCCUUCAUCAGAAUCUCCCAGCUACAAAUCUUCCCAACCCCUACAGGCUUCCAUUGAGAAUUGAAUCCUAUCAAGAUUUCAAGAUUGAAGCCCGGCCACGCCAAAAGCCUCCUAACAGGGCAGUUCGGCUAGCUGAAUCAUGGUCAAGUUCGUUACAGCUCCAGAUUGAAACAGCAAUUCAUAAGAGCCUUAGCCAUUCCAACAAACACAACAAUCUUGUGAACUUUGAAGACAUGCAAAACACACCAACCAUGUCACCUAAGGAAGACAUAUCAGAAAAAUGGCAGGAAAUCCAUGGUUCUAGUGAAUGGGAUACUCUCAUUGAUCCAUUGCAUCCAUGGCUUCGUAGGGAGAUAAUCAAAUACGGAGAAUUCGCGCAAGCAACGUAUGAUGCUUUCGAUUUUGAUCCCUUCUCGGAGUAUUGCGGGAGCUGUAGAUAUAAUCGUCAUAAAAUUUUUGACAAGUUAGGCCUUAGCAAGAGCGGCUAUAAGGUUAGUGCAUACAUUUAUGCCAUGUCACAGAUAGACUUGCCUCGAUGGCUCGAGAGGUCGCAGUUGGUCGAUACAUGGAGCAAAGAUUCAAACUGGAUGGGGUUUGUAGCUGUAAGUGAUGAUGAAGAGUCUAAAAGAAUUGGAAGAAGAGACAUUGUGGUGGCUUGGCGUGGAACUGUAGCAGCAACAGAGUGGUACGAGGAUUUUCAGCGAAAACUGCAGCCUAUAGGGGAGGGAGAUGCCAAAGUCGAACAUGGAUUUCUUAGCAUUUACACAUCUAAGUGUGAUUUCACUAGGUACAACAAGUCUAGUGCAUCGGAGCAAGUCAUGAAAGAAGUGAGAAAUCUCGUGCAUUUCUAUAAAAGCAGGGGCGAAGAAGUUAGUCUUACCAUAACUGGACACAGUCUAGGUGGUGCAUUGGCUCUCCUCAAUGCCUACGAGGCUGCAGCUUCCUUUCCAGGCCUCCCAGUUAGUGUCAUAUCCUUUGGUGCGCCUCGAGUUGGUAAUAUUGCUUUCAGAGAUGAACUUUACCAAAUGGGCGUUAAGACUUUACGAGUCACCAUAAGGCAAGAUUUCGUGCCUCGAAUGCCUGGAAUAGUUUUUAAUGAAAGCUUGCAAAGGUUUGAUGAUUUGACCGGGACCUUAGAGUGGAUUUAUACACAUGUUGGAGUAGAAUUGAAGCUUGAUAUCAGGUCUUCACCUUACCUAAAAAGGGGAUUCAACCUGAUGGGGUUUCAUAUGCUUGAGACAUAUCUUCAUCUUGUGGAUGGAUUCCUUAGCACAACCUCAACAUAUCGAUCUGAUGCCAGAAGGGAUGCAGCAUUGGUUAACAAAGCUUGUGAUAUGCUAAUUGAUGAACUCAGAAUUCCUCCCAGUUGGUAUCAAUUGGCCAACAAAGGUUUGCAAUGCAAUGCUCAUGGGAGGUGGGUAAAGCCCAAAAGGGAUCCUGAAGAUAUACCAUCACCUACUGUGGAAUUGCAUAGCCAGAACCAUGUAUUUGACGUGCAAACGCAUUAUGCACUUGAACCAUUGUUUGCUUCCUGAGGUUUGAAUUACAUAUAUUGAAUAGAGAGAUGUGACCAUAGAUUAAGAUAAAGUAGCUCUAAGGUGAACAGAGCAGAGGAAAAGAAGUAUUUAGAAAAAGAGAGUUGAAUAGUCAUUAAUUAGGCUGCUGUAACUUUAUACUAUUGUAUAAUAACUCCAGAACAGCACAGCGCAACGAUGUUCAGCAGAAAAUUCUUUGGCAUAGAUAUCUGGAAUGAGAAUAUCUCAAAAAAUUUCUUUGGUAUAG